Messenger RNA from Gymnogyps californianus (California condor), 591 nucleotides. RefSeq names its product adenine phosphoribosyltransferase-like. The record is from RefSeq and is a predicted model, not a curated record. The transcript has 5 exons. The coding region runs from base 4 to 591 and encodes 195 amino acids. Lineage: Eukaryota; Metazoa; Chordata; Aves; Accipitriformes; Cathartidae. Gene Ontology annotation, molecular function: adenine phosphoribosyltransferase activity.
CGCAUGGACCUGUGCCACGUCCCCGCCACCCGGGAAAAGGGCUGGUACCUGGCGCUGAUGGCCCCCAACGUCAAGGGUCCCAACUACGCCUGGCUGGACCCCUCCCGGCUCUACUGCCAUCCGCAAGGCUUGCAGGACUGCGUGGCUGACCUGCUGCAGCCCUUCCAGGGAGACCCCAUCGACAUGGUGGCCGGCAUCGACGCCAUGGGCUUCAUCCUGGGCGCUGCCGCUGCCGCCGUGCUGCGGAAAGGCUUCCUGGCCAUCCGCAAAGCCGGGCACCUCUGCGUGCAGACACUGGCGCAGCCCUACACCGACUACUCGGGCCGAGAGAAGGUGAUGGAGGUCCGCACCGAUGCCAUCUCACCAGGUCUGCGCAUCCUCCUCGUGGACCAGUGGGUUGAAACCGGGGGCACCAUGCGAGCGGCCAUCCAGCUGGUGGAGCGGCUGGGGGGGGUCGUGGCAGGCGUCGCCGCCAUCUGCAUCGAGGACAGCGAGGGCGGGCGGUGGAUCCAGGAGCGCUACAAGUGCACCCAUUGCGUCCCCCCCCGCCUGCAGCCCCGCUUCGACCGCCACCAGUUCGGCUGGGACUGA